UUGCUAUGUUUUACUCUCUUACAAGCUGGUUUCAAAGCUACUUAUGGACGAUAUGAUGAUUCUAUUCAGAAUCCAAUAAAAAUUCCGGCAAAGGCUGCUUGGCUUCUUCAAGAAAUGCCUUCAUUCAUCAUUCCCGUUUACUAUUUGAUAAUAUGCAACAGUUGGGAAGGUCGCUUUGUUCUUCUUCUAUUCAUAAUUCACUAUGCUCAGAGGUAA
Auanema sp. JU1783 is the source of this 216-nucleotide messenger RNA. The record is from the annotation of a GenBank genome assembly. NCBI's taxonomy places the organism in Eukaryota, Metazoa, Nematoda, Chromadorea, Rhabditida, Rhabditidae.